Molecule: messenger RNA, 2733 nt
Organism: Rosa rugosa (rugosa rose)
Lineage: Eukaryota; Viridiplantae; Streptophyta; Magnoliopsida; Rosales; Rosaceae
Product: zinc finger protein GAI-ASSOCIATED FACTOR 1-like
Exons: 4
Coding region: 611-2131 (506 amino acids)
Cellular component (GO): nucleus
Molecular function (GO): DNA-binding transcription factor activity
Source: RefSeq, a predicted model, not a curated record
UCUCUCUCUCUCUCUCUCUCUCUGUACUUUUCAGCUAAAGACUUCGUCUCUAACAAGUCACACAGAGCUUUUAUUCACAGAAUCUCAAUCCCUCUCUCUCUGUUCACAGAGGGGUCUUAUAAAAACGCUGUCUUUUUCUCAUCUCUGUUCCGUUGAGCUGAAAGCUCAAUUGGGUUUUGUUCAUAUAGUGUAAGUAGUUGUGAAGUAGGACUCAGAAAAGCAGCUUUGAGAUAGAUAGAAGUUGGGUUCAAUUUUCUGAUUAUGACCAAUUUUCACUGUUGGGGGCAGUUUUGAAUUUUGGGGUUUCCUUUGUUUUUACAGUCUUGGGUUUAAUCAUUGUGUUUCUGGGGGCGUAAUAGAUAUUUUGGUCAGAGAUUAUGAGCUGGUAGGUGGGAAUAGCCAACAAAAGAGGGAGACCUUGACCGGUAGAUGGGAUAGAGAUGAAACUGAACCCUAGAAAAUGAAUACUUGUACCUACAAAGCUUCUUCUUUAGGAGUUUUGAGAUAAAACCCAAGUGGUAGAUUUUUGUUUUUUUGUUGCUCUUCUUCUUCUUCUGUAGAUUGAAUUCCAAAAACCAACACACAAGUAAGAAGUGUCCUUAGUUUUCCGAUGCCGACCGACUUAGAUAACUCCUCCACAGCUUCAGGGGAGGCCAGUGUUUCUUCCUCCGGUAACCAAACAGCUCCGGCUCCAAAACCCACCACCAAGAAAAAGCGAAACUUGCCGGGAAUGCCAGAUCCAGAUGCAGAGGUGAUUGCUCUGUCUCCCAAGACCCUUAUGGCAACGAACCGAUUUGUUUGCGAAAUUUGCAACAAAGGGUUUCAGAGGGAUCAGAAUCUGCAGCUCCAUCGGCGAGGUCAUAAUCUGCCGUGGAAGCUGAGGCAGAGAUCGAGCAAAGAGAUCAAGAAGAGAGUCUAUGUCUGCCCUGAAGCUUCUUGUGUCCACCACGAUCCUUCUAGAGCUUUGGGCGAUCUGACUGGGAUUAAGAAGCACUUUUGCAGAAAGCACGGCGAGAAGAAGUGGAAAUGCGACAAGUGCUCGAAGAAAUACGCGGUUCAGUCGGAUUGGAAAGCUCAUUCUAAGAUUUGUGGCACCAGAGAGUAUAAAUGUGAUUGUGGGACUUUGUUUUCAAGGAGGGAUAGCUUCAUAACACACAGGGCUUUCUGUGAUGCUUUGGCUGAGGAAAGUGCUAGAGGUCCUUCUCAGACUCAAAAUGUGAAUUUGAAUUCAGAAUCAGACCCAAAGGUUCAAACAGUAAAUUCACCUCCACCUGCAGCAGCAGCACAGGCUUCAGUUCCAUCCCAACCCACUACUUCUUCAGCUCCGUCUCAGCCAGCAGCUCUGCCUAUUCAGGGUUCAGUUGGAGUGCCAGAGUUGCCCGAAAAUCCCCCAGAAGAUGCCCCUGCUGUGACUCAGCGGAAAGGACACUGUAGCAGCAGCAACAGCUCAAGCAGCAACGGUAGUACAAGCAGCAGUGUAUUUGCAAGUUUAUUUGCUUCUUCGACAACAUCUGGAGCAAGCUUGCAACCUCCUCAGCCUCCUGCAUUUACCGACUUAAUUCGAGCCAUGGGGCAACCGGAUCAACCAACUGACCUAGCGCCAUCUUCUUCAAUUGAGCCUAUCUCUCUUGGCCUCUCAACCAGUCACGCAUCCUCAAUUUUUGGAUCUGCAGGACAGGAGCGUAGGCAGUAUGCGCCUCCACCACAACCAGCUAUGUCUGCCACUGCACUACUUCAGAAAGCUGCUCAAAUGGGUGCAGCAGCAACUAACGCAUCGUUGCUUCGCGGGUUUGGCAUCGUCUCCUCAUCUUCUUCCACACAGCAAGAUAGCAUGCAAUGGAAUCAGCGGCAAGCAGAAUCGGACAGUGCCUCAAUUGCUGCAGGGCUUGGACUUGGUCUUCCUUGUGAUGGUUCUGGAUGGAAGGAAUUAAUGAUGGGAAGUCCUUCAAUGUUUGGUCCUAAGCAAACCACACUUGAUCUUUUGGGAUUGGGAAUGGCUGCCGGUAAUAACCCCAAUGGUGGCCUGUCAGCCCUAAUUACAUCCAUCGGUGGUGGUAUAGAUGUGGCUGCUGCAGCUGCAUCAUUUGGAAGUGGAGAAUACAGUGGCAAAGAUUUGGCAAGGAGCUCAUGAAAAUUGAAAAUGAAACGAGCGCUUUUCUCCAUCUGACUUGAGGAAUCCGUGUACAAGUAUUGGAUGUUGCAGAAUGAAGAAUGAUGGCAAGACAUAUAUAAAGUAAAAAUAUAAAAUUGCUCUAUUGGGAGGUGAGCAUCAGAACACAGGCAGUUGAGUCUUUUUUAAUGUUCUGCUGCCAUGGUGACUAAGGGUGAAAACGUCUGUCUUGCUGGUGUGGACGAUGUGAAAGAUAAAAUCAGAGAACCUUCUAUCCUGUAUUGUUUAACUAGGGGAUUUCAGCAUACUGGAUGUGUAAGCUAGAAGAAGAGGAAAGGGAAAACAUGUGUGUCUUUAAGGUGCUUUGGUGAAUAUGUGUUACAUUCUUUAAUUUUGUCAAAUUUCUGAAGCCAAGCCUAGUAGUAAAGGCUGAGUUUGAAUUUUUACCACCAUGGACUUGUAGAACUAGGCUGUAGUAGAAACUCGUAGUAGUUUGGGGCUGAUGUUGUAAAGUACUGUUUCAGUAGGCUGGUUUAGGACUCCUGGACUCGAUCAACUUCCAUCUCUUGUACUUAUCGUUAAACUAAGAUUAAGUUAUUAUGAAUAUAUAUAAUGUUUCCUAA